Messenger RNA from Larimichthys crocea (large yellow croaker), 1906 nucleotides. RefSeq names its product KATNB1-like protein 1. The transcript is spliced from 11 exons. Gene Ontology annotation, cellular component: nucleolus. The coding region runs from base 378 to 1265 and encodes 295 amino acids. NCBI's taxonomy places the organism in Eukaryota, Metazoa, Chordata, Actinopteri, Sciaenidae. Gene Ontology annotation, molecular function: microtubule binding. The record is from RefSeq and is a predicted model, not a curated record.
AUAUCAGUAAUAGUCGCUAGAGGGUGCACACACACACACACACACACACUGCAUUAUGAAUAGGACGCUUUAUUCUGUCACUGGGCGGUUUUAUCAGUUCAAAUUGGAUGUAAGCUUGUUGGCACUCGCCUUUAAAAGGACCAAAGGGCAGUUUUAACUUUAUUAUCGCUGCUUAUAAAAGUAAAACAAGAGACUUUCCAGUGAGCAAACGAGCACCACAGCAGCACCCUGACUCAGUGUGACCUGAAUGAGAUGGAACCUUAAUUAGUAUCACCUGUGUUUAUCGUACUAUUUAAUGUCAAAAUGGAUGCUGUGAAAAAAGCUCUAUCAAUAUAAAUAAGUGUAUACUUCAUCCUACUCCUUUUUGAACAAGUCUAAUGGACUCCAGCAGUGAAGACGGAGAGUAUCAAAAUAUUGAAUAUUCCUCCCAACAGGAUGCAGCCCAGUACAGAGUGACCUAUCCUCAUGGGAGAAACACAAAAGAGGUGGAGGAGUUCAACAAAAAGAGGUAUCCAGUGAGUCGCUCUGGCAACAAUCCAGGCAGAGUUAAGCGGGUGGUGUCGUGUAAGAGGAAGACCCAUCAUAUGAUGGUCGCUCGGAGGAAGCAGCUCGUGGCUGGGAGGACAUGUGAUGCUGCAAACAAGGAGAAUGAGAUAAAGCACAUGCAACAGGAGAUAUUUGACAUGGACCCUUGGGAGUUCCCACUAAAUGUCAAUAACAGCCACAGGACUGGUAGAACUGGUUCUGAACAAGCUGACUACUGUACACUCACUGAGCUCACAAGGGAUCAUCACACAAUGACCGAUGUGCUCUUUGGAAGAAAUCUGAGACUGAAAGUGUCUUUAACGUUGUGGAAGAGAAAUGUUGGAGAGCUGUUGACAUACUUUCUGAGAAUCCAAGACAUUGGUGUGUUUGUUGAUUUUCUCCCACUGAUAAUCAAAAGCAUUGAUGAAGGUUCUUCCAGGAUCACCAUUGGCUGUUGUAUCGAUCUCUUUCCUUUAGUUAUGAAGGUCCUCGCCAAUCCAUAUGAAGAGUAUCUUAUUGUUGGUUUAAAGUGGAUAAAUUCAGUUUUGAAAAACUGGUGUGAGGAACUAAAAGCAAGUGGCUUUAGUGGAUCAACUAAGCCUCCAUUGGAUAAAAAUUUCCAGGUCUUUAAUCAGCAGUUAUUGGAGUUAUGGCAUCAGGAACCUUUACUGAAAUCUGUUCCAGGAGCUGCUGGAGACAUGGCAAAGGUCAUUGAUUCCUUCCUGUCUCAGCUUACUUGACGGUAAUGAAGAACCAGAUAACAAAAUGGUCUUGGGUAGCAGGACCAACAAAAACUCACUGUCCUGAUGUGAUGUCUGUAGAGCUUGAUGUAUUUAUUGCAGAACAUCUUGAAGUACUGACAACAUGCAAUAUAAAUGAAAUCAUUGUAAGUAAGAUAAACAUAGGGAAGCCCUGAGAGAUAAGUGGUGAUCCGUUUUUCUAACUGAUCUAGAUUGUUUUCUCUAAAAAUGGUUUACCUGGAUAAGUUAAGUUACUUUUGUUUUCUAACUGUGAAAACAACAUUGUUUGUUGCUUUACCCAUUUUGGCCACAAGAGGCAUCACUACACCAUGAACAUGGCUAACAUAUCUUGGAAAAAAACAAAAAAAUGUUUUACCUGUUCUAAAGUCUUAAACACAAUAGAGAGUCCAUUUAGAUCGACUAAGUAAAUGGAUCACCAGGACGCUCUUUUCUCACUCUUGGCUUCUGUAUUGAUAAUUAUGAAGAUUGUAAUGAAGAUUUUGAUCAUGUGCAAUUUAAGUUAUGUCACAGAAACUUUCAUAAAUUAAAGAAUGAAUGUAAGAAUUUAGUUUGAUUGAUACAUUGUGUGUCUUAUGUCUUUAACUGCCCCAAUGAUGAUGAAUAAAUUGGUAUGUAUUUUU